AUGUUCGGCAAGACCAGCCAAUCUAUCUUUUACAAUCUCAUUUGGAAGAGAACAUCAACCACUGCUUUGUUUGUCGGUUUGGGAGCGCUCGCCUUUGAACGAAUUGUUGAUAGAGGCGUUGAUACCUUCUGGGAUAAUUAUAACAAGGGUAGACAAUUCAAGGAUAUUGAACCAAUCUACAGAGAAAAUGGAUGGUUGAAGGAACAAGAAGAAGAAUAA
Naegleria lovaniensis is the source of this 219-nucleotide messenger RNA. RefSeq lists its product as uncharacterized. NCBI's taxonomy places the organism in Eukaryota, Heterolobosea, Eutetramitea, Acrasida, Naegleriidae. The transcript has 2 exons. The coding region runs from base 1 to 219 and encodes 72 amino acids. Gene Ontology annotation, biological process: mitochondrial electron transport, ubiquinol to cytochrome c. The record is from RefSeq and is a predicted model, not a curated record.